AGCAAGUCGACGGCUUGCCUCAUAGGUUUAACAGGACUGGUCACGAGUCUACAUAAUGAUUCAUCCUGGGGCAUGACCCACUUCCUUUGUGCCUGUUCUCUGUUGACGCUGUCAGUCUGUUUUGACUGGCUGCCCGGGUAAACGAGACUCACAAAAUGACAGCGAUGGCGGAGCCGCCAUCUCCAGCAGUCAAGGAGGCCAAAGGAAAGCCAGGCGCAUCAUGGAAAAAGGAUGAAGAGCAUGUCGUCCCCAAAAAUCGCAUAGGCAUUGUGUUCUUUGGCUUGAUGUGCUGUACGUUUUUGGCAGCUUCAGAUCAAACUAUUGUAGCCACCGCUUUACCGACAAUCGUAGCUGAACUUGGAGGGGGUAAGAACUAUAGUUGGGUGGGAAGUGCUUACAUGUUGGCGUCCGCUUCUUUGGGCCCGGUAUAUGGCAAGCUGUCUAACAUUAUAGGCCGUAAACCCAUGCUAUAUGGAUGCAUCCUCAUAUUUUUAAUUGGCUCAGCGCUGUGUGGUGCAGCUCAGAAUAUGACAUGGUUGAUUGUUUGUCGUGCAAUUCAAGGAAUUGGCGGUGGGGGCAUCACACAGCUCGUACAGAUCACUAUUUCCGACAUUGUUUCAUUGCAAGAUCGAGGCAAGUAUGGUGGCUUCAUUGGUGCCACUUAUAGCAUAGCAAAUGUUGUCGGACCGUUACUCGGCGGCGCUUUCACCGAUCAUAUAUCUUGGAGGUGGUGCUUCUGGAUUAAUUUACCGACUGGCGGCGUAGCUGGGGUACUUUUAUUCUUUUUCUUGAACUUAAUUCCCCACCAAGGAAGGCCAUUCCGCGACCAUAUCCAGGAAUUUGAUUUCGUUGGGCUUUUUUUGAUCAUCAUAGGUGUCGUUUGUCUGCUUGUAGGUUUCAACUCGAGCGAAACGACAUGGCAAAGCGCCGAAACCAUUGCCCUCCUUGCUGUGGGAGGCACGUUGCUCAUCAUUGGUGGUAUCAAUGAGAUUUUCACAAAGCGGUCACCCAUUAUUCCUCCUCGUCUUUUCAAGACACGUACAACCGGCUUGAUAUUAGUUUCUACGUUCUUGCAUGCUGUGGUAUUCGUUUCAGGUUCUUACUACCUUCCAAUGUACUACCAAGUUCUUGGCGCAUCAGCAACAAGUUCUGGCAUCAAAAUGCUUCCUUAUUCAUUGACCAGUGCGCUUGUGGCGGCGAUUUCUGGAAUUGUUGUGGCUCACACAGGGUCCUACCGCCCUAUCAUGUGGUUUGGAUGCACUGUCAUGACUGUUGGUUCGGGCCUCAUGAUCACGCUGGAAAACGCGACCGCUAUUGCGGAGCAGGAGAUCUACCCCCUUAUUUGUGCCCUCGGACUCGGUUGCUUGUUCGAGACCCCGAUUAUUGGCAUACAGGCAGCCAUGCCCAUUAAGGAUAUGGCUACCAGUACAGGUGCUUUUGUUUUCCUUCGAUCUCUUGGGGGCACGGUGGGUAUUACGAUCGGGGAGGCUAUCAUUUCCAGUGUCCUCCAGCAGAAAAUACGGGGUAUCCAAGGCCUCACCAUCGACACGUCUGCUGCGGCUUUGAAUGAUAGCGUCAGGCAGAUUUCUUCCAUUUCUGACCCAACAGUGCGUAAUGAGGUCAUGCGUGCUUACACGCAGUCUAUCAGCACAGUUUGGUUGGUCAACACGCUGCUAGCUGCUUUCGGUCUCUUUCUGGUUCUCUUUAUUCGUGGCUAUACGCUCAAGCGCACAGUCAUCCGCGACAGCGAGAAGAAGGUAGACGACGUUGGGAAGGGUGCCGAGCAUGCGACAGUUGAAGAAGGCUCACGAGCCACGGAAUUUGAGCCUUUGGACAACGAAAAGAGACCAGCCUCCUGUGAUGACGCUACUGAAUACACACGAAGAGACUUGGCUGAAGAUUCUAGCAACCAGAAGACGGAAGCAUAGAGUUAGACAGGAUGAUACCCCUGUGUCUUAGGCAUGCAGGUGGAGGGAUAGGUGAUACCUGAUUGCAUCUCGGUCGAUAGACCUCAAUGAGUUGGCGCUUGACAAUGACCCAGUGAACUUGGUAAAUUGUGUAGCUUGUAUUAGAUCUGGAAAGCUACAUAGCAUACGUAUUUCUCUCACCUGCGCGUCGUGUAUGAGAUGUCCUUCGUAAGAUGAUGCUGUCUUAGAACAGUUGUAUUACAUUACAGCUUUAAAGCUUCUAAUGGGUUUUCUCAGUGUUCUCAGGCGUCCUCAUAAGGCUUGCAAGCAU
Molecule: messenger RNA, 2238 nt
Organism: Suillus paluster
Lineage: Eukaryota; Fungi; Basidiomycota; Agaricomycetes; Boletales; Suillaceae
Product: MFS general substrate transporter
Exons: 20
Coding region: 156-1928 (590 amino acids)
Biological process (GO): transmembrane transport
Cellular component (GO): membrane
Molecular function (GO): transmembrane transporter activity
Source: RefSeq, a predicted model, not a curated record